GGAUGACGGCACAGCAGAGGUGCAGCUGGGCAGCACGCGCGUCCUGGCGUCAGUCUCAGCAGCGCUCACGCUGCCCUUCCCUGACCGCCCCAACGAGGGCUCGCUGGCCGUUUUCACAGAGCUCGCCCCCAUGGCGGACCCUCGCUUCGUGCCUGGGCGGCCGGGUGAGGAUGCCAUUGAAGUGGGGCGCAUCAUUGACCGCGGGCUCAGGGAGAGCCAUGCAGUGGACACAGAAUCGCUGUGUGUGGUGGCGGGGAGGGCGGCGUGGGCGCUCAGGCUGGACAUUCGAGUCAUGGACAAUGAUGGCAACCUGGUGGACGCAUGCUGUCUAGCUGCCGUAGCAGCGCUGCUGGCGUUCCGCCGGCCAGAAGUGACAGUGGGGGGGGACGAUGGCAUGCAAGUGGUGGUGCACUCAGUGGAGGAGCACGACCCGAUACCCCUAACGGUGCACAACCUGCCCCUGGCAGUCACCUUCGCCUUCUUCAACGACGGCAACGACGUGGUCAUGGAUCCCAGCUUCAAGGAGGAGGCAGCCCAGGCAGGGCGCUGCACAGUGCUGGUGAAUGCGGUGGGGGAUGUGUGCAGCGUGCAGAAGGGCGGGGGUGUGGGCGUGUCUCUCCCCCAGCUCAUGCGCUGCUGCCGUGUGGCUGCCUCUGUGGCCCAACACAUGAUCAAAACGCUCACGGAUAAGGUGGCAGCGCUGGCAGCCGAAAGGCAGAAGCGCAAGGUGAAGCGACACGCCUCCCCUGCUGCGGCUGCUGCAGCAGCAACAGUGGGGUUGGACACAGCAGCAGGCGGGUUGAAGGCUGGGGUGAUUGGUGUGGCGGAGAUUGCUGCCAUGCAGAAGAAAGGAGGGGGCGUGCGGCAAGGGCAGGCGAGUGCCGAUGGUGGAGGGGGUGGGGUGAAGGAGGAGCAGAUGGAGGAAGAUGGAGAGGAGGAGGGGGAGGAAGGGGAGGAGGAAUCAAGUGAUGGGGAGGAUGGUGAUGAGGAGGAAGAAGAGGAGGGCGAAGGGGAUAAGGGGCGAGGGGGAGCAGCAGGAGGGGGUGUGGAUGCUCUAUUCGAAGGAGGGGUGUCGUCAUGGUGGGCUCUCUCUCUCUCUUUCUUUCAGCCGCCCCUUGUGCUUCCCCCAGGGCAUAGGCGCCCAUGUGCAAUGGGCUUUAACUCAUGGGCACGGGCGCUGAGGUUGCAAGAGGAGGGUGGCGAGAAGAAGAGCAAGAAGGGGGCAACAGCAGCCCGCCUGGGAUCAGAACUAGACGCCAUCGCCGACCUGCUGCCGUCCGCUGCUGCCCCACACGCACCUGCCUCCAAGGCCUCUGCCGCCAGGGCCGUGCCACCUGCUGGGAAAGGUGAAGAGGAAGUGCCCAGACCAGAAGAUGCAGGGAAUGCAGCUGCAGCGGCAGCGGCAGGUGCAGGGAGCAAAAUGAAGGAGGAGCCUCUCACACUGGCUGAUGCAGUGAAGAAGCCGAAGAAGAAAAAGAAGAGCAAGGCAGAGCAGUGA
Messenger RNA from Closterium sp. Naga37s-1, 1498 nucleotides. Lineage: Eukaryota; Viridiplantae; Streptophyta; Zygnematophyceae; Desmidiales; Closteriaceae. The record is from the annotation of a GenBank genome assembly.